AUGAGUGGUUAUUACGGUCAACAACAACAACAAGGUUAUGGUCAACCUCAACAAGGUGGUUACUACCAACAAGGCCCUCCUCAACAAGGGUACUACCAACAACAACCUCAACCGGUUUAUUACCAACAACAACCAGAAAAGAAAGAGAGUGGGUGUUGUGGGACUUGUUGUAAAAUCUUGUGUUGUGCUUGUAUCUUGAACAUGUUGUGUGGUGAUUGUUGUGGUGAUGAUGGUGGUUAUUAG
Molecule: messenger RNA, 243 nt
Organism: Hansenula anomala
Lineage: Eukaryota; Fungi; Ascomycota; Saccharomycetes; Phaffomycetales; Wickerhamomycetaceae
Exons: 2
Coding region: 1-243 (80 amino acids)
Source: RefSeq, a predicted model, not a curated record